AUGCCCACAACUCCCGGCACCUCAGCUACGGUAUUACCACCACCACCACGACCACGCGCACCACUACCGGCGUCUCAAACCAAAAAAUACGCUACUAGACUAGAGACAACACGAUACAGCAACAGUAGCCGAAGAAACUUCACAAAAAAGCUAGCUACUGCGCUGCAGCGUAGACUAGUGUGUGCUAGUGCCCGCCGCCGGCACGUAACGCAACGCGACGGACGCAGUUUAGUGAUGCUUAGUGCGAAGUGGGGGAGAGAGGACGCACUGCGGUGGAUACCACGAGGACGAGGAUACUGGGAGGAGCAAGGGAAAGAAAGACUGCAGGAAUGGGAUUUGGAUGCAUUGGGGAAUGAGAGACGACAGAUUGGGGGCGGAUGUUACCAGGAGCAGGGGGACAGGAAGACAGAGGUUGGAUUGGACGGUUGGACAGGUGGACGUCGCUGUGGAUCCGGAUUGGAGCGACAGCUGUUCAUCACAACGAGCAAACGAUUGAAACAACUCGAAACAAUGAGCUAA
Messenger RNA from Morchella importuna, 519 nucleotides. RefSeq lists its product as uncharacterized. The coding region runs from base 1 to 519 and encodes 172 amino acids. Lineage: Eukaryota; Fungi; Ascomycota; Pezizomycetes; Pezizales; Morchellaceae. The transcript has 6 exons. The record is from RefSeq and is a predicted model, not a curated record.